AUGGGUGGUUUUGAGCUCCAUCACCUCCAGGGAGCCAGCGGUGAGGCCAGAGUAUCCGGGCCCGGCACAGAACCCCCCAGGUCCGGCCCGGACCGAGCCGAGCGGCCGCCGGAGAGAGCCAUGGCUACCGCUAGCCAGCUAGCCGAGUGUGGAGCGAACCCACCGGCUGCCCCUCCUCUGGGUCCUCAGCUGCCGACGGAGCUGGACCAGAUUUCCAUGCGGCUUCAGGAGGAUGGCUUGCCUCCGGCAGCCAGUGCGGAGGAGCGGCAGCGACAUCUGUGGCAGCAGCUGCUCCGAGGGGAGACGAAGCUUCGGUCAGUCACACAGGAGCUGCAGACCUUACGGACACAGCAGGCCAAUGAGAUGACGGAGGUGGAGAGCUAUGUUGCACAUAUUCGUGGUCUGCUGGAAGAGCGGGAGUGUCUGACUGCAGACUACGAAAGAGAAAAUGAACACUUGCGACACGAGCUUCACCAGAUCAGACAGCAACAAGAGAGCCAGGCCAAAGAGCUGGCGGAGAUGCUGGCUCAGGAGGACCUAGUGGAGAUAGGCUUGAGCAGCCCCAGUGAGCAGGUUGCUUACCUGCUGGUGGAGAGGGCCACGCUGCUGGAAAGGUUGGAGGCGGCUGAGAGGAGACUGGAAAGUCAGAACCUCACAGGAAACUCAAUGGAGGGCCACCACCAGGGACAGCAGCACAUUCACCACAUGAUGGGCGACGAGCUGCGGCAGCGGAGGGAGAAUAUGCAGAAGAGCCUAGAUAACAUGACAAAGCAGUGCCCAUCCCAGAGUCCGUGGAAGAAGCUGUUUGGGCUGCGUAGGUCUGGUCAGAGCAAGCACAAUAUUACCCCUGCCCACAGCGAGGAGAUCUCACAAGAGCGGAAUGAGCGCCAGCGUCUGGAGCGGGACCUGGAGGAGGCGUCCAGGAGGCUGGCGAUGGCUCAUCAAGAUAUCCGUCGACUCACCAAUGAGCUGGAUGUGGCCAAAAACAGCCUCGACUCAAAUGGGUCUGGGCUUCAGGGAAUGGUCCAAGAAGUAGAAAACCUCAGAAGGGAAGUGGACAAACUGAAACACUGUGAUUUGAUGAAGCUGCAGCAAGCGAAAGAGCAAUACGACAGACUAGAUGUGGAGAACAGAGCUCUGAGGGAGAGAGUGCGCGCCAAAGAAUCAGAGAAGAAAAAUCUCCUUCAGAUGACAAUAAAUGACGCAGACCAAGAAUUUGUAGCUGAGGAGGAUCGAAAAAGCAUCAGCAUCGAACCACAAAACAAUCUGUCAGCCUCAUCAGCUCAGGAAAAGGAUCUCAUUCACAAACGGUGUCAUGAGGCGAUGGAAGAUGGGCUGGUGCAGGUCAGAGAGCUGCAGCGGCAACUCCAGAGGCUACGCAAGCAACAGGAGGAGCUGGAGGAGAGGAACGAGGAGCUGGAGGCCCUGCUGGGGGAGGCCCAGAAUGCCAGCAAGGAGGAGAGGCAUCGCCAGGAGGGGGAACUGGAGGGGCUUCACAGGAGGAUCAGAAGCCUGGAGGCAGAGCUGAAGAAGCAAGACGCACAUGAAAAAAUGAUGAGGAACGGAGAAGAGGUCAAAAGCACUGAGUCCUACCUACAGCUGCACUUGAGGGACAGUAGCCAGGAGAGAUUGGCUCUGCUGGAGGCCCGGCUGACCGAGGAGAAGGACUGGAGGAAACAGUUGGAGGUGGACCUCAGUGCUGCUCAGGCUGCCCUCAAGAAAGACAAAGGGGCUUUGCAGAUAGGUGAGCGAGAGCUGAAGAAGCUGAGGCUGGAGGUCAACAGCCUUCAGACAGAAUGUCAACAAGGGAAAACGCUCAUCAAGAGCCUCACACAGGUCAAAGGGGAAAAAGCAGUUCUGGAAGAAAAGUUGGCCCAGAUGGAGCGCGCCCACAAUCGACUCCAGAGCGACCUAGAGCACCGUGUGGACAAUAACCGGACCCAUGAGGACCUGAUGGAAAACAGGCUUCAGGUGGAGCAGCUGCAGGAGCAGGCUGAUCGACUGAGUGCUGAACUCCGAAGCCUCCAGACGGCACACAACAGCCUGAGGGAUGAAAUGGUUUCUGAGCGGCGGCAGAGUGCAGAGCUCCAGGCCAAGCUGAGCUCCAGUGUCCAGGAGAAGCUGGCAGCUGUGGGGGAGAGAGAGAGACUGGAGCUCAAGACCGAGCGACUCAAUGAGCAGCUCAAGUGGCAUCAAGAGCAGCUCGCCUCCACAAAGGAAGCACUUAGUAGCAGCCAGAAGCUGGAACUGCACACAGCUCAUACUGAAUCCAGACUAAGUCCAGUGGAGAGGACCAGGGAUGAAAGCUUGGAUCAGCUUUCAUGUCUGAAACAGGAGCUGAAUCAUACGCAGGACAAGCUGGGAGAGGAGCGGCAGCUGGCCCAACUGGCCCUGCAGGCUCAGGUCAAAGAAGCCCAGGCACGCAUCAAAUCCCAGGACUCGGUGCUGAACCAGAAGACAGAGGAGGCCAAACAGAUGAAGCAGGACCUGCAGAGGGCCCAGAGCCUGUUCACCUCAGCAGAGAGAGAGCUGCGCUAUGAGAAAGAGAAGAACAUGGACCUGAAGAGACACAACACGCUGCUGGACCAGGAAAAACUCAAGCUUUGUGCAGAGCUGAAGCAGGUCCAGAACAAGCUCGUGCAGGUGGAGCAGACUCUCCACGCUCAGUCGGCUCAGAGCGAACGGCAGCAGCAGAGAAUCAGGGAGCUUGAGCUGGAGCUGGCACGCAACUCCACGAAUCGCAGCGCCACCACCAGUCUGCAGGAGGAUCUGCAGUCCGAGAGGGCUCAGCUCAUCGCAGCUGACAAGAAGGUGUUGGAGCUGCAGCAGCAUCUUAAAGGUGCCCAGCACCAGCUGCGUGUGGAGGAGGCUCGGGCCGGAGAGAGCAGCCGCCUGGAGCGGGACAGCAGGGACCUGUCUGACACCUUGUCAGCCCUGAGAGCCAAGCAGCAUGAGGAGCACAUCACCAGGAAGCUGUUGGAGCAGCGUCAGGAGGAGCUGCAGCAGCAGGUUCGCUCCCUUCGGCUGAAGGACGCCUCUCUGACCAGGACCAACACGGAGCUCAGCCACCGUGCCCAGCAGCUGGACACCCGACUGGCCGUCCUGGAGGCCGAGCUCAGCAAGGCCAGGGAGGAGGCGAGAGACAGCCAGAAGUCCAGGCACAGACUGCAGGAGGAGCUGGCAGCCAAUCAGCAGGAGUGUGACAGGCUGCAGGGAGAGCUGCAGCAGGUUCUCCUCCAAUUUGACAUGCGCGUCAGGAAGUACGACGAAAAGCAGAGUCAUCACAAGACCAAGCUGCGUCAGGCCAAACUGAUCUUUCUCAAGGCGACUGCACAGAGGGACUGCACCAUCCAGAGACUGGAGAACGACCUGGCGUUGGCCUCCAGCCUUUCGCACAAGGAGAAGGAAAGGAUCCACACGGUGAUGGAGGAGAAUGAGAAACUUUUAGAGGAGAAGAGGGAACUGCUGAGGAACAUGAGUGACGCAGAAGAAAUGGGCAGCAAAGGCAUGAGGACCGCUUCGACCAUUCAACACAGGGUCAACGUCUUAGAAGUGGAAAACAGACAACUACAGGAUCGGACCCUGAAGCUCUCCAAUCAAGUUAGUUCCCUAGAGCGUGCCCUGAGGAAUUCCCAGUCAUUCUACAGCCUAGAGAAUGCCAAGAAGAUGCACCCCUCUGAAAGUCUCUGUGACAGCAUCCUACAUGCAUCUACGCUAAGUCUGAUGUCAGGUUCAUGUGACCCACUGGACAUCCUGGACAAACUCUGCCGUGGGAAGGUGGGCGACCGAGCGGUGAUGGACAGCACUCGAGCUUCUGUCUCCUCACACCAGCUAUCGGAGCAGGGCUACCUGAAUCUCACCUCCCCUCUGGUUUCUCCUGAGGCCAAGGGCUCGGAGGAGAGCUCUAGUAAUGGUGACAAGGUAUGAAAGCGUUCUGACUGCGGCUGUGUUUGCAACAGCAGGAACGUGUGCUGUAACUCAACAUGUUUGAAAGCACUUCGUAUUCGCCGCCUC
Molecule: messenger RNA, 4014 nt
Organism: Limanda limanda (common dab)
Lineage: Eukaryota; Metazoa; Chordata; Actinopteri; Pleuronectiformes; Pleuronectidae
Gene: ccdc30
Product: coiled-coil domain containing 30
Exons: 29
Coding region: 1-3927 (1308 amino acids)
Source: RefSeq, a predicted model, not a curated record